UUCUAAAAAGAUUCAAAAGAUCAGUAGCCGCAGGCCGCAAGGCCGCAGUAGCCUGAUAGCCAGUAAGAGUGCGAGUCAGUGUGUGUGUGAAAAUUCGAAGCAAUGGCGACUCGUCUGCUUAAAGUUAGUUCCGUGUUGCGGACUUAUUCUAAUAAAACCAGCCUUGUAAAGGUACAAAAACAAUGGCAAUCCACAUCAGCAUCUUUAAAAGAAUUGCUGAUGAAUCAACCAGCAACACAAGUAACAACUUUGGAUUGUGGUAUGAGAAUUGCCACUGAAGAUAGUGGAGCCCCAACAGCUACAGUGGGCCUAUGGAUUGAUGCAGGUAGUCGCUUUGAAAGUGAUGAAAACAAUGGAGUUGCUCAUUUCAUGGAGCACAUGGCUUUCAAAGGAACUACUAAACGUUCACAAACUGAUUUAGAAUUAGAAAUUGAAAACAUGGGUGCUCAUUUGAAUGCUUACACAAGCAGGGAACAGACAGUGUUUUAUGCAAAAUGCUUGUCAGAAGAUGUACCAAAAGCCAUUGAAAUUUUAAGUGACAUCAUUCAGAACUCAAAGCUUGGCGAGAGCGAAAUUGAAAGAGAACGUGGUGUUAUUUUAAGAGAAAUGCAGGAAGUUGAAACAAAUCUGCAAGAAGUUGUUUUUGAUCACCUGCAUGCUAGUGCAUAUCAGGGUACACCAUUGGGAAGGACGAUUCUUGGUCCUACUAAAAACAUCAAGAGCAUUACGAGAAACGAUCUUCUUGAUUAUGUGAAAACAUUCUAUGGUCCACCUAGAUUUGUUUUAGCUGGUGCAGGUGGUGUGAAUCAUAAAACAUUAGUAGACCUAGCCCAGAAACAUUUUGGUCAAAUGAAGGGGCCGUUCUAUGAUGAAAUUCCGCCACUAUUGCAGCCGUGCCGUUACACAGGAUCCGAAAUUAGAGUCCGUGACGAUAGUAUCCCUCUUGCGCAUGUUGCUAUCGCCGUUGAAGGGGCUGGCUGGACAGACCCAGAUAACAUUCCUCUCAUGGUUGCGAAUACCCUUGUAGGAGCAUGGGAUCGCAGUCAAGGAGGAGGUGUAAAUAAUAUAAGUCGCCUGGCUGAAGCUUCCGCAUUGGAUGGGUUAUGUCACAGUUAUCAAAGUUUCAACACUUGCUAUAAAGAUACAGGUCUUUGGGGUGUAUACUUCGUCUGUGAUCCAAUGAUGUGUGAGCACAUCAUGUAUAACAUACAACGUGAAUGGAUAAGAUUAUGCUUAACAGUAACUGACAAAGAUGUGGACCGCGCGAAAAAUAUUCUUAAGACAAAUAUGCUUCUUCAAUUGGAUGGAACAACUGCAAUUUGUGAAGACGUCGGUCGCCAGAUGCUCUGUUAUAACCGACGUAUACCGCUUCACGAGCUUGAAGCUAGGAUAGAUAGCGUAACUGCUAAAAAUAUUCACGAUGUCGGUAUGAAAUAUAUUUAUGAUCAGUGUCCAGUAGUCGCAGCAGUUGGACCGAUUGAAAAUUUGCCAGACUACACCCUGAUCCGUGCAGAUAUGUACAGAUUACGAGUGUAAUUCAUCGAAGAAUUUAGAACGAG
Molecule: messenger RNA, 1559 nt
Organism: Ceratina calcarata
Lineage: Eukaryota; Metazoa; Arthropoda; Insecta; Hymenoptera; Apidae
Gene: UQCR-C1
Product: Ubiquinol-cytochrome c reductase core protein 1
Exons: 6
Coding region: 103-1536 (477 amino acids)
Cellular component (GO): mitochondrion
Molecular function (GO): metal ion binding; metalloendopeptidase activity
Source: RefSeq, a predicted model, not a curated record